This is a messenger RNA of Ceratotherium simum simum (southern white rhinoceros), 2115 nucleotides long. It is a transcript of the gene LYVE1, whose product is annotated as lymphatic vessel endothelial hyaluronan receptor 1. The record is from RefSeq and is a predicted model, not a curated record. Lineage: Eukaryota; Metazoa; Chordata; Mammalia; Perissodactyla; Rhinocerotidae. Gene Ontology annotation, molecular function: transmembrane signaling receptor activity; hyaluronic acid binding. Gene Ontology annotation, cellular component: plasma membrane. Gene Ontology annotation, biological process: cell adhesion.
ACCGAGCUGGUGGGGGAGGUGGGCGGUGGCAGGGAAUAUGGGAAUCAGGGAAAUCUUCAGCAGUUCACACUGUGCUAUCUGCCUUCCUCAUUUGUGUGUUUUCUGAGUCAGCAUGAGCUAAAUUUUCCAGAAAGCCAUCCACAAAGUACAGCCUGGGCGUUCAAGGGAUGUCACUCAUUUCCCCCAGUGACCUUGACAAAGUCAGAAGCUUGAAAGUGGGGAAAUCCGGAUGUCUCUGUUAUGAAGUGGAGCAGUGGGGGCCCCAACAUAUUUCCAGAAGUCUCCAUCCAGACUGGUGAUUGUCUGCCUCUGUUACUGCCAGUGGCCAUCUGAGGUGCUUCUCUGGCUCUGAAGGGGUUGGCACGAUGGCCAAGUGCUUCAGCCUGGUGUUGCUUCUUGCUGCCAUCUGGACCACAAGGCUCCUGGUCCAAGGCUCUCUCCGAGUAGAAGAGCUUUCUAUCUCAAGGCCAUGCAGAAUUGUGGGCGUCACCCUUGUGAACAAAAAGGCAAAGGAGCAGCUGAAUUUCUCAGAAGCCCAGGAGGCCUGUAGGCUGUUGGGUCUAACUUUGGCCAGCAGAGACCAGAUUGAAGCAGCAUGGAACUCUGGCUUUGAGACUUGCAGCUACGGAUGGGUUGAAGAUAAGUUCUUGGUCAUCCCUCGGAUUUUCCCGAACCCCAAGUGUGGCAAGAAUGGGAAGGGCGUCCUGGUCUGGAGAAACAGUCUCAGCGCAAAGUCCAGUGCCUACUGUCACAACUCAUCUGAUACUUGGAUUAACUCAUGCAUUCCAGAAAUUACCAUCACUAAAGAUACCAUAUUCAACACUCAAACUGCAACAUACACAAGAGAAAUGACCGUCAGUGACAGCACAUACUCAGCAUCAUCCACCGAUGCACCUUUCUUGACUACACCUGCUCGUGCUCCCACUACAGCUCUGGCUUCCACUUCUACUCAGAGGAAAAGAAAAUUAAUUUGCAUAACGGAAGCUUUUAUGGAAACUAGCACCAUAACUACGGAAACUGAAUCAUACAUGAAAAAUAAACCAGCAUUCAAGAAUGAAGCUGUUGGGUUUGGAGGUCUUCCCACGGCUCUGCUAAUUCUUGCUCUCGUCUUCUUUGCUGCUGCAGCUGCUCUCGCGGUUUGCUACAUCAAAAGGUAUGUGAAGACCUUCCCUUUUACAAACAAGAAUCAGCAGAAGGAAAUGAUUGAAACUAAAGUAGUGAAAGAGGAGAAGGCCAAUGAUAGCAACCCUAAUGAAGAAGCAAAGAAAACUGAUAACAAGCCAGAAGAGCCCAAGAGUCCACCCAAAACUACAGUGCGAUGCCUGGAAGCUGAAGUUUAGCUGAGAAAGAAAUGAGAGGACACAGCUGAGGCUGAUUUCUUUCCUGAUACAUAUCCUGGCCCCAGAUGGGGAAACUAAAAGGGCCAAAGAACCAAACAAGAAAGUCUACCCUUGGUUCCUAACUGGAAUCAGCUCAGGGCUACCCUUGGACUAUGCAGCUCACCAAAGGAAAUUGCUUUCUUCUUACUGCAAUUCUUUCUGGAUCCUAUUCUCCUACCUCCAAAGCUUCCCACAGCAUUUCUAGCCUGGUUAUGUACUAAUAAUAUCGCAGUGGGAGAAAGGAACUUGGCAAAGCACAAGGAUCUAAAACAGCUAAUCAAAACACGUUUGUAAAGAGGCCUCCAGGCUGACUGAGAAAAGAUGAGUUGAAAGCCAAGAAACCACGGAGGCCAUGGCUUUCUCUAUUGACUCCACAGCCCAGAUCCUUUCCUCAGCUCUGAAAAGGAAACCCUUAUACCACCUGGCAUGUCCUUCUGAGCCAGGCAAGAGCAAAAGAAGGAAAGAAAAGUUUAGCAACUGAAGGCCAUGGAGAUUCCCGUGACUUGAGAGCUAAUCUCUGUAAAGCCAAAAUAAAUAGAGAAAAACAGUGAGGCUGAGGAUACCGACAGCAUAUUGUCAGUAAGGACUAUAAAGACAGACAGGGUCAAAGUAUUCAUCUCUGAAUAAUCCGCAUUGGACUCACUUUUUAGAACGCACACACACUUUCUUUACUCUCCUUCUCCUGCUGCUGCUAUUUUCUCUAGAAGAAUAUACUUUGACAAGAAACCAAAAAAAA